AGAGGUAACCUGGCGAGUGGUAGCGGUGCUUCUCGGUGCUGGGCUCACGCUUUCAACUAGAGGCCGAGACUGUCCGGGCGGCGGCAACCUCUGCGGCAGGGCUGAGCCUCUCGGAGGAGUGCUGGAGUACGGCCUGGAGGAGGGGCUUCCGGGCAGCCCAGAGUCUAUCAUAAUGAAUGGAUCCAGUGUAGCAAGUACAUCACCAAAUGUAAAAUCCAAAGAGGACCAGGGGUUAAAUGGGCAUGAUGAAAAAGAGAAUCCAUUUGCAGAAUACAUGUGGAUGGAGAAUGAAGAGGAUUUCAACAGACAGGUGGAGGAGGAGCUGCAGGAGCAAGACUUUUUGGACCGCUGCUUCCAGGAGAUGCUGGAUGAAGAAGACCAAGACUGGUUUAUUCCUUCACGGGACCUGCCUCAGGCCAUGGGACAGUUGCAACAACAGUUAAAUGGACUGUCAGUCAACGAUGCUCAUGAUUCUGAAGAUAUUUUGAGCAAAAGUAACCUGAACCCGGAUGCCAAGGAAUUUAUUCCCGGAGUCAAGUACUGAGCUGACAGAAAGCUCUGAGCAGGACUUGUCUGUCCCCACAUCUGGGGACAGUGCUGCACAAAAAGGCAGAGCUAAGG
Molecule: messenger RNA, 621 nt
Organism: Talpa occidentalis (Iberian mole)
Lineage: Eukaryota; Metazoa; Chordata; Mammalia; Eulipotyphla; Talpidae
Gene: PAIP2B
Product: poly(A) binding protein interacting protein 2B
Exons: 4
Coding region: 173-544 (123 amino acids)
Biological process (GO): negative regulation of translational initiation
Cellular component (GO): cytoplasm
Molecular function (GO): mRNA regulatory element binding translation repressor activity
Source: RefSeq, a predicted model, not a curated record